Messenger RNA from Tuber melanosporum (Perigord truffle), 306 nucleotides. RefSeq lists its product as uncharacterized. Bases 1 to 306 code for a protein of 101 amino acids. NCBI's taxonomy places the organism in Eukaryota, Fungi, Ascomycota, Pezizomycetes, Pezizales, Tuberaceae. The record is from RefSeq and is a predicted model, not a curated record. The transcript is spliced from 2 exons.
AUGCCAACCCCCGAAUCCGCCGCGUUCCUUGCCAAAAAGCCCACCGUCCCGCCAACCUUCGACGGCGUCGACUACGAGGACAACACCGCGCUCAAGGCGGCCCAGGACGCCAUCAUCCGUGAGCAAUGGGUCCGCAUGAUGAUGGCGAGACUCGUGCGCGAGGAGUUGAGCAAGUGUUAUCGAAGGGAGGGGGUUAAUCACCUUGCCAGGUGUGGGGUUUUGAGAGAGAGGUAUAUGGAAUUACUCAAGGAUACGAAGAUUAGAGGGUAUAUCUUUGCGCAGCGGCAUUCUAUUCCGAAGAAAUAG